Branchiostoma belcheri (Belcher's lancelet) is the source of this 1994-nucleotide messenger RNA. RefSeq names its product tripartite motif-containing protein 3-like. Gene Ontology annotation, molecular function: ubiquitin protein ligase activity; protein binding; zinc ion binding. Bases 129 to 1994 code for a protein of 621 amino acids. The record is from RefSeq and is a predicted model, not a curated record. NCBI's taxonomy places the organism in Eukaryota, Metazoa, Chordata, Leptocardii, Amphioxiformes, Branchiostomatidae. Gene Ontology annotation, biological process: protein polyubiquitination; negative regulation of translation; proteasome-mediated ubiquitin-dependent protein catabolic process. The transcript has 5 exons.
CCCCAACAUACCUGCGUAGGACGGACAGGUGCAUUGAGCAUUGCCCGUUUUCUGACUUUUUUGGCGAAUUUUUCGACUUCGGAUCGUCGCGUUUUGACUAGUGACGAUCGAACAGGUGUUUCUCCAAGAUGGCGGAUCAGCCACCGGACGGAUUCAGAGAAGAAAUCCGUGAAGAGUUUCUGACGUGCAGUAUCUGUAUGGAGGUGUACACCCGUCCCAAGAUGCUGCCGUGCGUUCACACCUUCUGUCAGCGAUGUCUGGAAGGAUACGCCGCCGGAAAACCCUCCAUAGCUUGCCCAACUUGCCGCCGAGAGGUUGUGCUACCGUCGGGCGGCGUCCAAAAUCUCACCGAUAACUUCUACAUCGCAAGUUUGUGCGCCAAAGUUUCCAGUCCUGCUUCCCACGAAACUCAUCAGACCACAGGACAGACGCCUGCCCCUCAGGCGGAGAACCCGUGUUCGAAUCACCCUGGCAACCAGGUUCGGUCGUUCUGUAGAACAUGUCAGAUCGCUACAUGUGCCGAAUGCGCAGACCACCACCCCGGGCAUGCUAUGGACGAUAUUGAAACAGUUCUGACAGAGAAACGUGGACAAAUCGGACAAACCUUAGAACACGCAAAAGGCAGGAUCCACAAGCUGUACGGUUUUCUAGACGAGCUUGACCAGGCCGACUCUCAGGCGGAGCGGAGUUUCCAGUCGGCUGAAAGCUUGGUGCACCAGACGAGCAGGAGACUGGUGGAGGAGGUAUGCAGACAACAGGAGGGGGUAGUGGCUGACCUGAGAGCGCGGGCCGCGGCCAGGAGGGCCGAACUCACGCAGCAGAGGGAACGGGUCCAGAAGACGAUGUCGGACCUCAUAGUCGCCUGUCGUCGUGCCGAGGAAGACAUGCGGACAACCGACAUCCAGGCGAUGUCCACACGACAACACGACCUCACGGAGAUCGUCACAAGCCAAGGGGCGACCGAUCUCAACCUCAGCGGACAGGAAGUCGAGUUUAAACCCUGCUCAGACGCCGUUUCUAUCGGCCAACUUGGUGUGAAAGACUCUGGCGGGACGUUAACGUUACCCCAGUCUCCGACUAGGCCACAGGCACAGCAAGCGGCUACCGUCCAGGCUAACAUAACCAUUGGCGGCUUGAAGGGGAGGGGGGCCGGACAGUUUGACUUUCCCACCGACGUCGCUGUGACGAACUUCCACAUUUUUGUACUCGACAAGGGAAACAACAGAGUACAGGUUUUGGACAAGAGAGGAAGCUUCGUCCGCGCUUUCGAAACAGGGAACGAAUUCUCCAAACCUCAAGGCAUCGCCGUGAACCCUAGCGGACAGGUAGUCGUGACCGAUCUAGGAAACGGUACAGUGAAGAUAUUUUCCCAAGAAGGCGAGCUCUUGGAGUACUUCGGAGAAGGUUUCGCCAAACCGUGCGGCAUCAGCAUACACCCAUGGACCGGGGUGGUCGCCAUUUCGGACAUACAGAAAGAAAGAGUCACCUUACAUCGCCCGGAUGGUAGCUUGCUACUGACGCUAAACUCCAGAGGAGAGGGGAACAAGUCGUUCAAAAAGCCUGCGUAUGUCGGUACGCUGAAUUCCGGCGGUGUGCUGAUUUCAGACAACGCUACUCAGUCCCUGAAGUUGUACAGCCGGGCAGGGGAGUUUGUGCGAGCGGUAGGGAAGACUACCGAGAGAGUAGACGGGAGCGGACAGCUUCGCUACCCGAGGGGAAUCAUCGUGGACAACGAUGACAACAUCAUCGUGGCGGAUGCUGAUAACGGUACGGUGGACGUGUUCGACUCGAACGGCAAGUUCCUACUGCACACGGCUAACAAGGCGGACGGACUGAAGCGGCCCACCGGCCUGGCCCUGCUGGGAGACCGCAGGCUUGUUGUGACGGACACGGCCACUCACAGCGUGCUCAUACUCAACAUGGCGGACAAGGAUAUCCUGCCGAGAGACGCAGGCGGGACAGACUCGCCUAGCAAAGUCUGCAGUGUGAUGUAG